AUGGGCGGGGUGUCGUGCCGCUCCUCCGCGCUGCUGGCGUGGGUCAACCACGGCGUGCUCCUCGUUAUUACGGCGCGCAAGCAAGCGCAAGGCCGCGGCUCGGCCACCGCCCCUCUUUGGAUCAUCAAGAACUCAUGGGGGAAGCAGUGGGGGGAGCAAGGGUACUACCGCCUCUGCCGCGGCAGCAACGUCUGUGGCGUCGAUAGCAUGGUCUCCGCCGUCGCCGUGGCGCCGGCGCCGUGA
Molecule: messenger RNA, 243 nt
Organism: Miscanthus lutarioriparius
Lineage: Eukaryota; Viridiplantae; Streptophyta; Magnoliopsida; Poales; Poaceae
Source: the annotation of a GenBank genome assembly